CCGUGGCUCUCACUUCGCCAAGUGCCGCUGGAGUUAGCUUUCAUCGUGGGUCCGCGGGUGCUCCAGCUCCAUGGCGCUCCUCGUGCGGCUGCUGACCCUCACUCUGGCACUGGCUCUGGGUCCCGCCGGGACCCUUGCGGGCCCUGCCAAGUCUCCCUACCAGCUGGUGCUGCAGCACAGCCGGCUCCGGGGCCGCCAACACGGACCUAACGUGUGUGCUGUGCAGAAGGUCAUUGGUACCAACAAGAAAUACUUCACCAACUGCAAGCAAUGGUACCAGAGAAAGAUCUGCGGCAAGUCCACAGUCAUCAGCUAUGAGUGCUGCCCUGGCUAUGAAAAGGUCCCAGGAGAGAAAGGCUGUCCAGCGGCUCUUCCACUCGCCAACCUGUACGAGACCAUGGGAGUUGUGGGCUCCACCACCACCCAGCUGUACACAGACCGCACAGAGAAGCUGAGGCCGGAGAUGGAGGGACCGGGCAGCUUCACCAUCUUCGCCCCCAGCAACGAGGCCUGGUCUUCGUUGCCUGCGGAAGUGCUGGACUCUCUCGUGAGCAACGUGAACAUUGAGCUGCUCAACGCCCUCCGCUACCACAUGGUGGACAGGCGGGUCCUGACUGAUGAGCUGAAGCACGGCAUGACCCUCACCUCCAUGUACCAGAACUCCGACAUCCAGAUCCAUCACUACCCCAAUGGGAUUGUCACGGUUAACUGUGCCCGGCUGCUGAAAGCUGACCACCAUGCGACCAACGGUGUGGUGCAUCUCAUUGAUAAGGUCAUUUCCACCGUCACCAACAACAUCCAGCAGAUCAUUGAGAUUGAAGACACCUUUGAGACACUCCGGGCCGCUGUGGCUGCAUCAGGACUCAACACCCUGCUGGAGGGUGAUGGACAGUUCACAUUCUUAGCCCCAACCAAUGAGGCCUUUGAGAAGAUCCCCGCUGAGACCUUGAACCGGAUCCUGGGUGACCCGGAGGCCCUGAGAGACCUGCUGAACAACCACAUCCUGAAGUCAGCUAUGUGCGCUGAGGCCAUUGUUGCUGGGCUGUCCAUGGAGACCCUGGAAGGCACCACCCUGGAGGUGGGCUGCAGCGGGGACAUGCUGACCAUCAACGGGAAGGCUGUCAUCUCCAACAAAGACGUCCUGGCCACCAACGGGGUCAUCCAUUUCAUUGACGAGCUGCUCAUCCCAGAUUCAGCCAAGACAUUGCUUGAGCUGGCUGCAGAAUCUGAAGUCUCCACGGCCAUCGACCUCCUCAGACAGGCUGGCCUCAGCUCACAUCUUUCUGGGAAAGAGCAGCUGACCUUCCUGGCCCCUCUGAAUUCUGUGUUCAAAGAUGGCACACCUCACAUUGAUGCCCAAAUGAAGACUUUGCUUCUGAACCACCUGGUCAAAGAACAGCUGGCCUCUAAGUAUUUGUACCACGGACAGACGCUGAACACACUGGGCGGCAAAAAACUGCGAGUUUUUGUUUAUCGAAAUAGCCUCUGCAUUGAAAACAGCUGCAUUGCUGCCCAUGACAAGCGGGGCCGGUACGGGAGCCUGUUCACCAUGGACCGGAUGCUCACCCCCCCAAUGGGGACCAUUAUGGAUGUCCUGAAGGGAGACAACCGUUUUAGCAUGCUGGUGGCUGCUAUCCAGUCUGCAGGCUUGAUGGAGACCCUCAACCGGGAAGGGGUCUACACUGUUUUUGCUCCCACAAAUGAAGCUUUCCAAGCCAUGCCUCCAGAAGAACUGAACAAACUCUUGGCAAAUGCCAAGGAACUUAGCAACAUCCUGAAAUACCACAUUGGCGAUGAAAUCCGGGUGAGCGGAGGCAUCGGGGCCCUUGUGCGGCUCAAGUCCCUCCAAGGAGACAAGCUGGAAGUCAGCUCGAAAAACAAUGUCGUGAGUGUCAACAAGGAACCCGUUGCCGAAGCUGACAUCAUGGCCACAAAUGGUGUGGUCUAUGCCAUCAACAGUGUUCUGCAGCCACCAGCCAACCGACCACAAGAGCGAGGAGAUGAGCUGGCGGACUCUGCCCUUGAAAUCUUCAAACAAGCAUCAGCAUUUUCCAGGGCUGCCCAGAGGUCUGUGCGGCUCGCCCCUGUCUAUCAGCGGUUACUGGAGAGGAUGAAGCAUUAGCAACAAGGACCAAGGAGGAGUGUGCCGCAGCCGCUUCUUGCCGGUUUCCCUCAGUUUGCCAAAGAGACCAUUGAAUGUUUCGGAAACCAAAUAUCCCAUUUUAACAUACAUGGGCUGCGCCAUAUUCGAUCAGAGCCUUGGAUGGGUAGGGAAGGGGUGAAGGAGAGACAGGGUCUUUCUAGCUUUGGAUCCUUCUAAUCAUGGCUGUUGACCCACUGAAUGCACAUCUCUGGCAGUCAUUGCCUGGCACGAACUUCCAAAGAAGGACCUCUCCGAAGCCUGGGAUAUCCUGACUGUGCCAAGGGCCUGGAAAAAAGGGAGCUGCAGCAUUUUGGAGCUCACAAUGUGAAUCAAACAGUUAGUUCAGCACUCUGGAAAGCCCUGGCAUGGUUCUGUAAGGCUCUUGUACAGCUGGAGAAACGGCAUCACUAUAAGCUAUGAAUUGAAGUGUUUCCGUCAAAUGUCUUGUAUCUAGCCAUGGCUUGGACGCUUCGAUCUGACCCUUCCCAGGUAGAAAAGAAAGAGUGUGUAGAACAUGUAGAAUCCAGAUUACCUGAGUGUGAUGGAGCUGUGGUAUGUUUGUAAUAAUAAAACUGAAGAAAUGUA
This is a messenger RNA of Psammomys obesus (fat sand rat), 2728 nucleotides long. It is a transcript of the gene Tgfbi, whose product is annotated as transforming growth factor beta induced. NCBI's taxonomy places the organism in Eukaryota, Metazoa, Chordata, Mammalia, Rodentia, Muridae. The record is from RefSeq and is a predicted model, not a curated record. Gene Ontology annotation, molecular function: cell adhesion molecule binding. Gene Ontology annotation, cellular component: extracellular matrix. The transcript is spliced from 17 exons. Bases 71 to 2122 code for a protein of 683 amino acids. Gene Ontology annotation, biological process: cell adhesion; extracellular matrix organization.